Molecule: messenger RNA, 1371 nt
Organism: Antechinus flavipes (yellow-footed antechinus)
Lineage: Eukaryota; Metazoa; Chordata; Mammalia; Dasyuromorphia; Dasyuridae
Product: ribonuclease 4-like
Exons: 4
Coding region: 423-851 (142 amino acids)
Molecular function (GO): nucleic acid binding; RNA nuclease activity
Source: RefSeq, a predicted model, not a curated record
UUGAUCUUAAUUCCUAACAAGUUUGUCAGAGGCCUGUGUUAUAUUGUCUCUCAAAUCGGCACACUGUACUAACACGUACAACAUGUACAUAUACACCACACACGAAUACGCAUACACAAUAGUUACACACAAACACGCCCACAACAUCUGUUUCCUUUCCUCUGCUAACAUCCUCCCUUUUUCCUCUUCUCACUUCUGGGUUUCGUUUCACUUUACCGACUCUUCUACUGGCCAUUAACUCGCCCCAAAGACAACAUAUAGCAUUCUCUGUUCUAAAAGGAACCCUCUUUUAGUCCUAAAAGGAACCAAAUUACUGAAGGAAGAAACAAACAAGUCUGGUGCUCCACCAUCACACAGACCUGACCAGACGUUUUUAUCAAGGCCAUCUGCACUUUUUUCAACAAAUAAAGGGGCAGAAGAUAAUGGACAUGCAAGGGAUUCGAUCAUUGCUGCUACUUUUGACCUUGCUUGGCCUAUGUCUGGUGCAUCCCUCUUCUGGGGAUCGGAGAUACCAGAAAUUCCUGCGACAGCAUGUGGACCCUGAUAGUGAUGGUGGUGAUGCUACAUACUGCAACCAGAUGAUGCACAGGAGGCGAAUGACUAUACCAAGAUGCAAGCCUGUUAACACCUUCAUCCAUGAGAGUAUAUGGAACAUCAAUAGUAUCUGCCAUACCACUGCCAUCAAAUGCAAGAAUGGCCAAAUGAACUGCCAUGAAGGCAUUAUGAAAGUCACAGACUGCCGAGUGACAGGUGGUUCCACUUCCCCAAACUGUAGGUAUCGGGCUCUGGCCAGAACCAGGCAUAUUGUCAUUGCCUGUGAUAAUUUAACACCUGUUCACUUUGAUGAUUAAGACCCAUCUUGCUGGCUUCAUCCUCAGCCUUGGUUCCCACUUUAUAAUUGUCUGCUAAUGAAAGAUGGGAGCUAUCCAGGGCCUUAUUUCCUAAUAUCCUUUGUUUAUUCUUCUAUAACUAGUCCAUGAUAUUGUAUACUUUAAUCCUAAUGGAAAAGAAACUAAAUCUGCAAAAGACCUGAAUUAUAUCCCCUAACAAAUCUCCUUGUAUAGUUGUGGAAGGGUUAAAUCUUCUUUUUUUGUCCUCUUAACAGCAGAAAGGACAAAUAAUAAUGCUUUUACAUAUACAUCACUUUUUCCUUUCCAAAACAUUUUUGAUAUAUUAUUUUAUCAUGUGAUUGUCAUAAUACUCCCAAUAACACUAACAUGCCAGAGGUGUUAAACAUUAGGCCUAUGGGUCAUAUAUAGCCUGUAACACUCCUGAGUGUAGAUCAAACUAGACCAAAAUGUAAUUGGGAGACAUUUAAGAAAAUAAAUAAAAAUACAAUAAAAUAUAGAUUAUCGUACAUUUUAAAACUGA